Quercus robur (English oak) is the source of this 3014-nucleotide messenger RNA. Its product is annotated as protein WHAT'S THIS FACTOR 1 homolog, chloroplastic. Bases 408 to 1664 code for a protein of 418 amino acids. The record is from RefSeq and is a predicted model, not a curated record. The transcript is spliced from 5 exons. NCBI's taxonomy places the organism in Eukaryota, Viridiplantae, Streptophyta, Magnoliopsida, Fagales, Fagaceae. Gene Ontology annotation, molecular function: RNA binding.
UUUUCACCAAAAAGAAAAAAAGAAAAAAAAAAGAAGCGAAUGCAAAGUCCGAGUUCGGAGUUCUGACCCCGACACUCUCUUUUGCAGACUUUCUCUCUCUCUCUCUCUCUCUCUCUCUCUCUCACACACACACACACACAGCUCUGGUGCUUUCUUUUUGGUUUCUAUUGUUUCAUCCAAAUUCUUGUCCUUGAUAAAAUCGUUCUGCUCUGUUUUUUUUAUUUUCCUUCAUACACAAUAAUUCGCAUUUGGCAAAGCUCCUUAUCUAGUCCCAACUCAACUCAAUCGAGUCCAACCCAGUUCAGCAAGUUGCACAGGGAGGGCUUUCUUCAUAGUUCUUCACACCUUUACAUUCGGGUUAUAUACUCUUGCUAGAUAUUGAAGAGGUGUGUGUAAAGAACUGCAAAAUGGUGAUUAAAAUGCUUCUGCAAAACCUUAAUUAUAGUAAUCAUCGAGUGGAUGCUCCGCUGCCCCUUCAGUACUUUAUUCGAAACUUUUCACUCUGGUCAAUGAAAAAGGAUCCAGAUCUCGAGUCGGCUCUGUCUAGAAAUCGUCGAUGGAUAGUCAAUAAUCAGAUCAAGAACAUAAUUCUUCGAUGCCCAAACCAGGCAGCAUCUGUGAAAUUCCUGCAGAAGAAAUUCAAGACCCUUGAUCUCCAAGGAAAAGCUAUAAAUUGGCUUAAAAAAUACCCGUGCUGCUUUGAAGUUUAUCUUGUUGGUGACGAGUACUAUUGCCGGCUAACAAAACGGAUGAUGUUUUUGAUAGAAGAGGAAGAAUCUGUCAAAGAUAAUCAGGAACCGAUAUUUGUUGAUAGAUUGGCAAAGUUGCUUAUGAUGAGCUUGAAUCAUAGACUCAAUGUUAUGAAACUUAAUGAAUUAAAGAGGAACUUUGGUUUUCCAGAUGACUAUCUAAUUAGAAUUGUGCCGAAGUACUCGGAUAUGUUCCGGAUAGUUAAUUAUAGUGGGAGACGGAGUUCAAUGGAAAUUGAACUGGUUUCUUGGAACCCUGAUUUAGCAGUUUCCACAGUUGAAGCCUCUGCUCGGAAGCAUGGUUCUCAGCCAUGUUUUUCAUGUUCAUUGCCCUCAACUUGGGUGAAGUCAUGGGAAAGGUUUCAUGAAUUUAAUGCAUCUCCUUAUAUUUCACCCUACUUGGACCCCAGAGGUUUAUUGGAGGGAUCGAAGGAGUCGGAGAAGAGGACUGUGGGCUUGGUGCACGAGUUAUUGUCGUUGACACUGUGGAAGAAAGUGUCAAUAGUGAAGCUAGGCCAUUUUAGGAGAGAGUUUGGCAUGCCAGAGAAAUUGAAUGUUCUGCUGCUUAAGCACCCUGGCAUAUUUUAUGUUUCAAAUAAGUAUCAAAUAUAUACUGUACUUCUUAGAGAGGGAUAUAAUGGGUCAGAACUAAUAGAUAAAGAUCCUCUAGUUGUUGUGAAGGAAAGAUUUGGGGAGCUAAUGCAGGAGGGACUUCAUGAAUAUAAUAAGAGGCACUAUUUGGUGAAUUUAGAGAAGAGAAAGAAAGACAUGGUUUUAGGUAGAUUAAACAAAAGCAAGGAUAGAAACUCUGAAAUGUCUGAAAAUGAUGACCAGGGAGACAAGUUAGGAGGUCUGUUUGACCCAGAAGAAAGAAAACGGUUUUAUAAAAUUCUCUUUGAUGAUGUUGUUCCAUAAACUUCAAUGGAGAUUUGAAGUACUAGAUGAGGGAUUGAGUGAUGAUGAUGAGGGUGGUGGUCAAAGCCUUCAAGGUCAUCUGUGAUGAACUAGCUGCUAUACACAAACCUGUUGAUGAUGCAGACAAAGUCAACUGGGCCCUCAAUGGACUUGGAAGCAAGUAUGACAACCUUGUCAUAGCCAUGCAGAGGUCGACGGUCUUCAAACAGUUGUAGUCAAGGAUAUUGUGGAGGUGGCAACUUUAAUCCAAAUGGACAGCUUUACUCAAUCUCACUACAGUUGGGCUCAACAGCCUACUUCUUGAGGCACCUUGAAAGGACUAGUUGGACAAACACAACAAUGUACUCAACAGCUGAAUCACAAUGCUCAAAAGGACAUGGCUUUACUCAAUCUCACUACACUUGGGCUCAACAGCCUACUUCUUAGGUACCUCGAAAAGACUAGUUGGACAAACACAACAACGUGUUCAACAGCUGAAUCACAAUGCUCAAAAGGACAUGGCUUUACUCAAUCUCACUACACUUGGGCUCAACAGCCUACUUCUUAGGUACCUCGAAAAGACUAGUUGGACAAACACAACAACGUGUUCAACAGCUGAAUCACAAUGCUCAAAAGCAAAAGGUGAUUGUUAUACAUCAAAUAUGUGAGAAACCAGGACAUAAAGCUAUCAGUUGUUGAAAUAGAUACAAUCAUGCCUAUCAAGAUGAAGAGAUCCCCAUAAGCCGUGGCAGUAAUGGCUUUCUCUGAUCCACAAGAUCUUGAAUGGAUUCCUAGGUCAGGUGCAACCUCUCAUGACUAAUGAUACGGGUAAACUCCACUCACUUUACCCUUAUUGAGGUUCAGAUAUAACUAUUAUUUGUGACGGGAAGAGUAUAAAAUCACUCAAGUUGGAAAUAUGUCUAUAUCUACUCCAUAUGGAUUACAGGAUCUUAAAAAUGUUCUGUUGGUGUUGAAUAUUACAAAGAAUUUGCUUUCUGUUGGAAAACUUAUUGAUAAUUUAUUUUGUGUCACCAUUUUCUCAUCCAAUGGCUUUGUGAUUAGAGAUGAGAAAACAUAGAAGAGAUUGCCUCAUGGUCAUGGAAAAGGUGGUCUUUGCAUGUGGGAGGAAGCAUAUGCUUUGUUCUCUACAAAUGAAAGCUUUAGAGAAGAUUUGGCACCAACAGUCAGGAAACCCUAUACAAAAAUUAUUUACUAUCUUAAGCAAAAAUCCAUUUGUUGAAGUUAGAUGGUUAAAACUUGUAAACUUCCAUAUCUUGUUGACAAGGCACAUAGUGAUUUUCCACUACAUAAGAUACAUUGUGAUCUAUGGUGCAUGGCACCAAUUACUUCUGUCCAAAUUUUUUGAUACUA